Paramecium pentaurelia is the source of this 1109-nucleotide messenger RNA. The record is from the annotation of a GenBank genome assembly. Lineage: Eukaryota; Ciliophora; Oligohymenophorea; Peniculida; Parameciidae.
AUGAAAAUCGUAAUUAGAUAUUAUAAUGACUGGGGAAUUUUGAAUGUUGAGUAAUUAAAAAUCUCAUCGAAGUAUAAAAUAUCUGAAUUGUAUGAUUAAGUAUCAAAUUUGACAGGAAUUGAUUAAAAUCAACUUAAAUUGAUUUUGAUAUAAACAAAUGAGAAAGUAACAUUUUAGAUUAAGAAGAUUGUUCUUGAUGAAUUAAACCUUUACAUAUGUGAUUAUUAGAUUUAAUAAGGCUCUGCCAUAUUUGCAUAAAAAACAACUGAUCCCUUUUCUGAUAUGGCAUCUUCAUUUUCAUCAUAAUUUGAUCCCUCACAAUUUCUUGAUACUUCAGCUAAUUCUAUUCCUGAAUAAGAGACUAUAUUUUAAUUAAUUAGAUUGUCUCUUUUAAGUGAUCUAGAACUCUUUCUAGAAGAUAGAAAUGAUAGAGCAUAAUUGAUAAAUGGAAUUGAAUUGACAGGAUGGAAUGCACUUCAUUUAGUUACAUUUCUAGGAGAUGAGAAGAUGUAUUUAUGGUUAAUAAGUUCUGGAGGUGAUAUUUCUAUUCUCUCUAAAGAUGGAUGGAAUUGUUUAUAAAUAGCAAUUUGGUAAUCAAAUAUUAAAAGUAAAUUAUUCAAAUUUUAACUAGCUUAGUGACAAACUUGAUAAUGGGUUCUAAUUCAAUCAAUGUUAAUUAGAUUACUAUAAAAGGAACAGCUUUACAUAUAGCUGCUUAAAUAGAUGAUUAAGAAUUAAUAGAGUUAUUAUUGAAACAUCCAAAAAUAGAUAUCUCAAUAACAUUUUAAGGGAAAUCUGUUGUAGAUGUUGCAGGUGAUAGAACUAAGAAAAUACUUUAAAAAGAACUCUUAAUUUUAAGAAAUAAAUAAUUUGAUAUCAUAAAUUCUUUUAGAUAAUCUAUUUGUACAUUCUAUUCAUUAAAUUCAUUCUUUACUAAUAGACCACAAAAACCCCCUAUUAUUAAAGGAAGUGCUAAAAUAGUUUCAUAUUUUAAAUUGCUUUUGAUUGAUAACUAUUUAAUUUGUGAUCCAGAUUCUGGAGCCAUUGCUAGAUAUAAGACUUCUAUUUAAUAUCCUUUUAAUCCAAAGUAUAUUAUUUAUAUUUUUUGA